This is a messenger RNA of Lolium perenne, 2408 nucleotides long. RefSeq names its product heat shock 70 kDa protein 18. Gene Ontology annotation, molecular function: ATP-dependent protein folding chaperone; ATP binding. Lineage: Eukaryota; Viridiplantae; Streptophyta; Magnoliopsida; Poales; Poaceae. The record is from RefSeq and is a predicted model, not a curated record.
CCUAGAUUUAAUUUUCCCCUAGAUCGAAUUCAAGUCCAACAGCGAUCGAUCCUUCGCUUCGUGGCAUCGUGCUCGUGUUACUAUCGCCGAAGCUCGCUCUGCUCAUUACAAAUCCUCCGGCUUCCUAAAUUCGGGCGCGUACUUAUCUUCCUUUUCCGGCCGCAUCUACCGCUCGGAGAUGGCGGGCACCAAGGGCGACGGGCCGGCGAUCGGCAUAGACCUCGGGACGACCUACUCGUGCGUGGCCGUGUGGCGGCCGUCGCACAACCGCGUCGAGGUCAUCCCCAACGACCAGGGCAACCUCACCACGCCGUCCUGCGUUGCCUUCGCCGACACCUGCCGUCUCAUCGGCGAUGCUGCCAUGAACCAGGCCGCCAUGAACCCCGUCAACACCGUCUUUGAUGCAAAGCGACUGAUGGGUCGGCGAUUCAGUGACUCCACCGUACAAGGUGAUAUGAAGCUAUGGCCUUUCAAAGUCAUUCCAGGUCCUGGUGACCGGCCAAUGAUUGUAGUGCAGUAUAAGGGGGCGGAGAAGCAGUUUGUUGCUGAGGAGAUCUCCUCCAUGUUGCUUAUGAAGAUGCAAGAGGCUGCCGAGGCAUACCUAGGCACGCCAGUAAAGGAUGCGGUUAUCACUGUCCCAGUCUACUUCAACGACUCCCAGCGCGAAGCCACCCUCGAUGCUGGUGUCAUUGCUGGCCUCAACGUCAUACGCAUCAUCAACGAGCCCUCUGCUGCGGCCAUUGCCUAUGGUCUUGACAGGAUGUCCAACAGCGGUGAAGCGAAGAUGGUGCUCAUAUUUGAUCUUGGAGGCGGUACUUUGGAUGUCUCGAUUAUCAAUAUUGACAAGGGAAACUUUGUGGUCAAGGCCACGGCUGGGGACACCCAUCUUGGUGGGGAGGAUCUCAACAGUCGGAUGGUGGAGCACUUCGUGCAAGAUUUUCUUAGGAGACACAAGAGUAACAUCAGAGGCAAUCCGAAGGCGCUCAUGCGGCUGAGGACGGCUUGCGAGAGGGCGAAGAGGAUGCUAACUUCCACGGCGCAGGCCAAAAUUGAGAUCGACUCGCUCCACGACGGCAUUGACUUCUACGGGUCCAUCACCCGCGCCCGGUUUGAGGAAAUGAACAUGGACCUCUUCCGCAAGUGCAUCGAACACGUCGAGAAGUGCCUCAGUGACGCCAAGACGGAGAAGUUCCAAAUCCACGAUGUCGUGCUUGUGGGUGGCUCCACCAGGAUCCCCAAGGUUCAGCAGCUGCUUCAUGAUUUCUUCAAUGGGAAGAAGUUAUGCAAGAGCAUCAACCCUGACGAGGCUGUGGCCUAUGGCGCUGCUGUACAGGCCGCUACCCUGAGCGGCGAAGGCGACCAGAAGGUGCAGGACUUGCUCCUUCUGGACGUGACGCCGCGCUCGCUCGGAGUCGAGAUAGUGCCAGGCCUCAUGAGCGUGCUGAUACCCAAGAACACCACCAUCCCUGUCGCGAGGGAGGGGCCUUACACAACAACAUUCGACUACCAGACCAGCGUUUAUUUCCCGGUGUACGAGGGUGAAGGGGAGUGGACCAAGGACAACAACCUCCUGGGCCAGGUCACGAUCUGGGGCGUGCCCCCACAGCUGGCAGGCAUGGCACAACUCAGAAUCACGUAUGAAGUGGAAGCGAACGGCAUCAUGAAGGUGACGGUGAUGGACCUGACGACCGGAAACAAGAGCAGCGUCACCAUCAACAAGGGUGGGCUGGACAAGAAGGAGAUCAAGAGCAUGGCGCAGUAUGCCAAGAAGUGCAAGACCGAGGACAGGAAGGAAAUUAAUAAGAUAAAGAAAGAAAACGAGCAAGAGAUCAAACGCAUGGCGAAAAUGAAGCGCAUUUUGCCGGCUGCUGAGAAGUACACGCCCGAGGACAAGAAACAAGUUAAGAAAAUAAAGAAGGAAAACGAGGAAGGCUGGCUGAGCAAGGAGGAGAUGGAGCGCACCGUGAAGAAGAAGCGCAUGUUGCCAGACGCUGCGAAGAACAAGUCCGAGGACAAGAAGCAAGCAAAGAAAAUAAAGGAGGAAAAGGAGGAGGGUGGUGUGGAAUUGCUGAGCAAGGAGGAGUUCGAGCGCAUGGUGCAGAAGAAACGCAUGUCACAGUCCAAAGACAACGAGCAAACUAAUAAGAAGAUAAAAAAGGAAAGCGGAGGCCCAUGAGGUGUACAAUGUGCUUCUGCAAGCCUAUGAUCGCGCUGCUUUUGCAACUUCUAGAAUAGGCAUACCAUCGCCUUCUGGCUUAACAUGCUUCGUGUGAUUUCGGAACCAUGAACUGGAUGAUAGUACUAGAAUAGUUCCACUGCUCAGUAUGCACAGAUGCAUUUGUUGAAAAUAGUUGCAUUAAAAUUCUAGUUACGUUGUCUGAGCGUGAUAUCCAGGAACAAGCUGUCAU